This is a messenger RNA of Penicillium expansum, 1908 nucleotides long. RefSeq names its product fungal specific transcription factor domain-containing protein. Gene Ontology annotation, biological process: DNA-templated transcription. The transcript is spliced from 8 exons. Gene Ontology annotation, molecular function: DNA binding; zinc ion binding. The coding region runs from base 1 to 1908 and encodes 635 amino acids. The record is from RefSeq and is a predicted model, not a curated record. Lineage: Eukaryota; Fungi; Ascomycota; Eurotiomycetes; Eurotiales; Aspergillaceae.
AUGUCGGAACCAUUGAAUCAGGCCUGUGAUGCAUGUCGGGCUCGGAAGGCUCGGUGCAACUCGCUGGAGUUUGUUCCCAAGAAACUGUACAUCGACUCGUUGUUGGCCGAUCGGCAAGCUUCGCGUAUCUCCAUGAGCGCGAAACAUCCAGAUCAAUUGACGGCUAUAUAUGGGCCGAACCCCAACAUCUCUUUUUUCCCUGCCAAGAGAGUCCGCUCUAUCAACGAAAGGCUCGGCCACGACAGAUUAGAGCAGCUACUUGCAGAUAUUCGCGAUAUUGUCGCAGCCAAGGUGAAGGCGACUAGUUCGAUCCCUCGCUCCCAAAUUCCGAAGGAAUACCACUUACAGAAUGCUCAUAAUCUCCCUCCUCGCGAGUGCCUGGAUGCACAUAUACUUGUUUAUUUUGAGAUGGUUCAUCCCUUAUAUCCUUUCCUCUGCGCUACCACAUUCCAACGCCAGGCGACCUCCCCAGACCUUUUGCAUUUCCUCGCAACUGACAAAACCUUUGCCGCGCUUUUUUAUGCGGUUGUAGCAAUCGGUUGCCAGUAUAAUGAUGGUGGUAGCUACGAGGCGGGCGUUGGUGAGGCAUGGUCGUACUUUGAACGAUCACUGUCUUAUUUUCAGGAUCUCAUAUUUUUUCGUGGUUCGCUCACGGCAGUUCAGGCUCUCAUGGCUAUGGCUAUCUUCUCUACUACCGCAUCCGCCUUUCAACUUGAGCCGUUGAUGCUCUCAGAGGCUGCAGUAAUGGCACAAGGCCUGGGAUAUAACCGCUCGAAUGGCCCACACGAAGAUACGCAAAGACGUACCUUUUGGGUACUAUACUUUAUGGAGAAGGUCUCUUGCUUUAUAACAGGAAAGGUCUCGGUCCUCCAAGACUCAAAUAUCAGCUGUGCCAUUCCAGACGUCCAAGAAUCCACCUUUGGCGACUAUGAUUGGGGGUUCAGCUUUCUGCAAUACGCCCGUCUGGUGUCCAAAAUUCAUAGCAGUCUAUUCACAAUAAGCUCUGUGAAUCAACCAGCCGCCGAAUACAAUUCCAAGGUGCAGGGCUUUCUAACAGAAUUAGAGACUUGGCGUAUUUCUGCUCCUGGGCGCUUUCGCGCGGGAGAGCCGCUCAAGCCUCGUCUCCUGCGUGAGCCACUCGCUCAGACGAUCGCGCUGAUGACGAAUUAUUUGUAUUUUCACGCGCUGCUGACUCUAUCUUGGACCCUGUUACAUUUCAGUGCGAUCAAGCUGGAGCCCAUGCGACAGCUUGACUUGAAACGAGGGCUGAUGCGAACUGCACGCUCUGUUUUGGAACUAACUAAAUUCAUUGAAGUUGCCCCCUACACUCCUGUUUGGAUGCUUGCGGUGUUGCCUCUGUCAUGUUUGAUGAUUCUCUUCGAUCUAGUAGUCCACAACCCAGACCACCCUGAGGCUAGCCUCAGUCUUGCACUCCUCGAUAUUGCCAGUGGACAUUUCAGUCGGCUAGAAUUCGCCAGCAAUGGCACUUUGCCUGGCUCGUUAGUUGCACAGUUCGCACAUCUUGCACGCCAAUAUGUAUUCGAGAAGAGGGAAUGCAAACAAAAAACGAUCGACAUGGACGUUGGUGAUGCUUCUUGCGAUAUUCCACCUAACAUGCCGGCUGGAGCAACAGAGAUACAUCCACCCACUGCAGUGUUUCCCACCACUGGUGUACCAGCAUCAAAUCAACCAGCUGAAACACUGUCUGGGCUACAGGAGCAGCUGUCACUCGAUCCCGGGGCCAUGCCACUGGGUGAUCCGACCUUGUUAAGUGAAAACGAUCAGUUAUUCAUUCCUUCUAUCGACGAUCCAAGCUACCGCAUUGAGGACCUCGAAUUACUAGGAAUUGACUUAAAAGACUUGUUUGACUAUCCAUAUGCAAUGUUUUGGGGUGAUAUUGUUGGAUGA